GUCACAAGUCGUUUGUGAUAUCGCGGCAAUUCAACAGCAUAUUUACAGUGGCGCUGCGUUUCGGUCCGGCAGGAAGAGAAAACGACUCCCUUCAGUAGAAUGUUUCCAGCCUAGUUUGUGUAGUGUCGCGAAGAAAUAAAACGAUAAGAACACUGAACGAACGAACGCAAGUGUGACAGGUGUCCCCGCGUCCCAUCACUCUUCCUGUUUUCUCUCUGUGUCUAGUGUGCAUGUACGCGUGAGUGUGUGAUAAGCGGUGAUAUAAGCAGAGUAUGAAAAUAUGAGUACAUCAACGCCCACAGCACAGCAGACGGCCGGACCCGGUGCCGGUGGACCGCCAGUACCGCCGGUGAAGCCCGUUCUUUCGUCGCCCGGCGCCUACAUGGCCAACUUCCAGGGGUCGGGUGGUGGCGGCGGCGGUGGUAUGCCAGUGGCGGCACCCCCCAUUACGGCCGGCAUCCACGGGACGAACAAAACGCACGAGAAGCCGACGAUCGCCGCCCGGCCCAUUCCACCUCCGAAGCUGCCAAACUACUCGUCAUCAUUCAACAAGAUCGAUCGAGAUCGCAACGAAUUCACCAAGAUCGACAAAGCGGAACGGGAAAAGGUUAGCCUGUUGGCAACGAAGCGCGAAAUGUUCUUCAAGUCGGAGAGCAACAGUCCGUCCGGACCGCCACCAAAUCCACCGGUAGGGCUGAACAGUCUCAACCUGGCUAACAACAACGUGAUCCAUAAUAACAGCGCAAACGCGGCCAACGAUAAACACAGCACGGCAGGGCUCACUAACUCGGUUGGCGGCGGCGGCGGCGGUGGCGUCACUAACAACAGCUCACCGGCCGCGGUCUCGAUUGGCGCAAUGGUCACCAAUAACAAUCACAACGGUCUGAACGGUGCACCGGCCACGAAUGGUAGCGCUGUGCACGCGGCAGCAGCAGCGGCGGCGGCAGCAACCGGGAACAACAAUCUCGGCGGAGGUGGUGGCGGUGGCGUGAACGGGCUGGCGACCAGCAUGAACAGUAUUUCGCUGAAGGAGAAGCGGGACGCCCUGCUGAACCAUCACGAUAGCGGUGCGAACGGUCACCACGGUCAUCAUCACCAUGCGGAUGCGGCGAACGCGAAGCUAGCGAACGAACGGCACGAGAAGGAGAAGCCGGUGAUGAAAACGAAGCCGAAGGAGCUGGACGGGUACGUUGGGUUCGCGAACCUGCCGAACCAGGUGUACCGGAAGGCGGUGAAGAAGGGCUUCGAGCUGACGCUGAUGGUGGUGGGCGAGUCGGGGCUGGGCAAAUCGACCCUGAUCAACUCGAUGUUCCUGUCGGACAUUUACCACGCCGAGCAGCAUCCGGGACCGUCGAAGCGCAUCAAGAAGACGGUGGCCGUCGAGAGCACCAAGGUGCUGCUGAAGGAGAACGGCGUCAACCUAACGCUGACGGUUGUCGAUACGCCCGGUUUCGGUGAUGCCGUUGACAACAGCAACUGCUGGCUACCGAUAGUGGACUUUGUAGAGUCGAAGUACGAGGAGUAUUUGACGGCCGAGUCACGCGUCCACCGAACGGCGCUGCCCGAUUCGCGCGUGCACGUUUGUCUGUACUUUAUUGCCCCGUCCGGGCAUGGGCUGAAGCCGCUGGAUAUCGAGUUCAUGCAGCGACUGUGCGAUAAGGUGAACAUCAUUCCGGUCAUUGCCAAAGCGGACACGCUGACUCCGGAGGAAAUCACUCUCUUCAAGAAACAGAUUCUAAACGAAAUCGCUCAAAAUAAGAUUAAAAUCUACGAUUUCCCGGACCCGAUGGACGAGGAGGAGGACGCAAAAGUACUUCGCCAGCUGCGCAGCCGCGUUCCGUUCGCUGUGGUCGGUGCGAAUGCAAUUAUUGAGAUCGAUGGUCGCAAAGUCCGUGGACGACGCUACCCGUGGGGAGUUGCUGAAGUUGAAAAUUUGGACCAUUGUGAUUUCAUCGCUCUGCGCAACAUGGUCAUCCGGACGAAUCUGCAGGACCUGAAGGAUGUGACAAACAACGUGCACUAUGAAAACUAUCGCUGUCGAAAGCUGGCCGGUUUGGGUACCGAUGGCAAGGCCAAACUAAGCAAUAACUUAUGCAAUAUUGGAACUGUUAACACAAACGGUACUGGAUGGAAUCCACUGGCUCAGAUGGAGGAGGAAAAGCGGGAACAUGAAUCGAAGAUGAAGAAAAUGGAAGCCGAAAUGGAGCAAGUGUUUGAGAUGAAGGUGAAGGAGAAGAAACAAAAGCUCAAGGACUCGGAGGCCGAACUAACCAGACGUCACGAGGAACGAAAGAAGGCACUCGAGCUUCAAAUUCGUGAGCUGGAAGAUCGCAGAAAGGCUUUCGAGCAGGAGAAAGCCGAAUGGGAACAGCAAAACGGUGUCACGCUUGACGAGCUGCGCCGCAAGAGCCUCGAAGCCAACAGUAAAGAAACUGUGGACGGCAAAGGUAAGAAAAAGAAGGGCCUUUUCUAGAGUUUCGCUCACCGUUAGAGUGUGGUGUAAAGGACGGUGGGAAGAAAAUGUGCGCACACUGCUAUUACUACUACCACUACUACUACCACCCGGAGAUUGGCCAGCGAUGAUUGAUGACGCGGACGAUGAAGAUGAUGAUAAGGAUGAUACGGACGAGAUGAAUGUGUGGUGGCUGGGAUGUCAGGAAAUGCAGAGAGCGGUACGGGAGUGGAUCCACCCUAAAUAUAUGCCCCGCUCGGAUAGAAAUGGCACAGGCGCACACUUCCGCCACUACCGCCAUUACGGUCUGCUACUACAGCUCAAACGGCGUCUACUAAAAACAGAAUUCCCCCAACAAAAAACUCCCCCCAACUGUGCUGGAGACGCGACUGCCACAGUCGAGUAUAGUUUAGGUAAGGUUUAAAAAGACAGUUAAACAAAACCGAUCAUAGCAUCACCGCUAGCCACCCGCCACUUCACGAUCAUCUAUCCUCUGUCGCAUCCUAGCAAAACAAAACACAGCCUCUCUUUCUCCCUCGUUCCGCUCACCCGCUCAUCAUGCUUCCCGAUCAUCAUACAGUAUACUUCAUAAGAGAUUAGUAACACCAUCGGUCACAAGAAAAGGAGAAAGAGCAGAUAUUUUUAGGCAGAUUUUCUCCAGCUGCGCUAGUACUAGUGAACGGAAAUUCUAGUACGAUCGCGCGCACAACACUUCACACUGCUGCUGACAGUGCUUCAGGGCGAUGGCGACAUUGACGAAAACAGAGGGACAAACCAGCCGUGUGUUGUGUGCUUGUAUUAGUGCACUACGCAAACGAGGGCCUACGGAAGGGAGCGAAAUGCGAUAAAAACAUAUAUUUUGGUGUAUAGUCCAUUGGAAUUAAGCUUAAAAAAUACGCGACGACUUACAAUUAAACGAGAGCGCUGCACCUCAUAUUAUUUCUUGCAGGGCUAUAUAAUCGAGUGUGAAUGACUUUUCUCUGCCGCAUGCACGAAUGUUGCUUUCUUUCAAUCUUCAAAUAGAGAAAUUAAGAACGGUAAAUCCUACAUUACCGGAAGGUAAUGUCCCGUACAAGCAACACCUUUGGUAUGAUAUAAAAUUCAUGAAUGCUAGAGAAAAAAAAUGUUCAGAAAACACAUAAAACGGCAACCUUAAAAUCGGUCCUCCCCCCACCGUACACCGCACGAAUGGAAAGAGCGUGACUGUGAAGGUUGUAAAGACCGGAUUAAUGGACGAACCACGCAAAACAGUUUGGUACCAACACACCAACAAAUCCAUUUCCCCCCCCACAAGCAGAGAGACAGAUAUGCCAUAUAUAUAGACAUUUAGAGUAUGUAUAUUUAUUAAAUUAUUUUUAAGAAAACAUGGCUUAUUUUUUAUAUGAAAAAGACAAGAGAGCGAGAGAGGGAGAGAGAGAGGGUAUUUGUAACCCGGUUUUUCUUUUUAUAUUUACAAACACACAUACACACACAGGCGCAAUACACUAUUGUUUAAUAAAGUGAUAAGGAGUAAAGGGUUGCGAAAUGAAGGAGCGAGCAGCGAGAGACAUACAUAAAAGUUUCCUCUAAAAAAUGGACGACAUUGACAAGAGCAGCUAAUAAUGCAAUAUGCAAAUGUUACUAUGUUAAAAGAUUACAAAAAAACGGAGGGAAAAGUAAAGAAAAAAAUCACGCAAAUGAAAACGAAUCAAUCAAUAGCCAGUAAUCAACAAGUAUAAAACAAUAUAAAACAAGAGCAGAUAAAAGGAGAGAGAAAUAAACAGCAACACGACAUGUUCGUGUACACAUGUUCCUCUAAAGUUAAAAUUAAAGGGAAGAGAUAUAAAAACAAAACAAAUAUGCUUAACUAAGCAAGUAGCAGCAAGAUAAAACAGAAACAGUAAUUUGAAGAUAGCAAACAGAUGAUAGAUUUCUUCCCGUUCGUAGAGACGGUUCGAUUUCUGUUAAAAAGACAUUCGCUAAGUACAACACCAUAUAUUUGAUAUAAGAUCAGCAUAAGAACAACACGACAAACGGCGGUACCAAUAGCGGUUAACAGCAGCAGUGAUUUUUAGCUACAAACACACACAGACACACACACACUCGCAUUCACUCACCAGGAUAAUAGAGCACAAACGUCCCAUUUUUUCGAUCAUUUACGAUUUAGCGCAAUUUAUGCAAAACAUAGGCACAGGCACAGGAAUUUUUACCUUGAUUAGAUAGAAAAAAAGUGUAAGUAGUGUUGUUUUUCUUGUCGAUCGUUUGCGAUAAGAGGAAGAGAACUCAAAACUCCCCACCACCAUCCGGUUAACCAUCUUUUUGAAAAGGCAAUUGCUGCUAUAAACUAGUCGAAUUUUUGUACUAAAAACUACACUCAAGAUAAACAAAAACAACGAAAUAAAUAAGGUAGGGAGAAUUGGAAACAUUUGAAA
Molecule: messenger RNA, 4863 nt
Organism: Anopheles coluzzii
Lineage: Eukaryota; Metazoa; Arthropoda; Insecta; Diptera; Culicidae
Gene: pnut
Product: septin-7
Exons: 11
Coding region: 281-2473 (730 amino acids)
Biological process (GO): cilium assembly; cytoskeleton-dependent cytokinesis
Cellular component (GO): cell division site; septin ring; septin complex
Molecular function (GO): molecular adaptor activity; GTPase activity; GTP binding
Source: RefSeq, a predicted model, not a curated record